GGAAGUUGCUGCUGCUGCUGCUGCCUCUGCGCGGAAAGGAAGGAAGGAAGGAAGGAGGGAAGGAAGGAGAGCAAGAAGGAGAGAGAAGGAGCCUCCCCUCGGCCUCUCUCCCGUCCUUCCCUCCUUCCUUCUCCCUGGCGGGCCGGACCCGCCUCGUGCCCUGCCCCGUGACCGGAGCCUCCAGCCCAGGAGGAGGAGGAGGAGAAGCAGAAACAGGAGGUGCCCUCGAUGAAAGAUUCUCCUCCCCGUCUCUCCAAGACCUCAGGAAAAAAAGAAAAGCUUGGAUACUUUUCGACGCGAAACACCAUCUCUAUGUGGCCUCCCUUUUCCCCGCCAAGGAAGACCGGAGCCGUUAAGGAUAAAUCCGGGUGUCUGUUUGUAAAAACGAGCGCUACAAUGACGAGGACUUCUUCGUCGGACUCCGUCGCCGUUUUCCCCCAAUGAAACAAGACUCCCAAAGGUUUUCUCGCGACACUUUCAGAGCUCUAGAUGAUCCGAAUAUACGACUUUUCGUGAGUUCCAUAUAAGACGAAUAAGAAUAUGCUUCUUUUUUCUUGCGUUCCGGAUAAUACGAGUAUACUCCUAUUUUUGCGAAUAUACGUCUUUUUUUGAAAGUUCCAUAUAAAGAGACGAUACCACUCGUUCUCAGACUGUUUUUAUUUUUGUUGAGAUUUUGCUGCUCGGAAGCACUUUAGGAAGGUCCCCCAAAGGUUGCGGAGAUCGCCGACUGCGCAGCCUCUCCGCCGGUUUCCUUCCCUCCCAGGAUCGCAUUUCACCCCAGAAUCAGAACUUGAUCCCUCUAUCGAUUGACGGCCGAGAGUCGCCUUGUGGUAUUUUUUCUCCUUCUCCUUUUCCGACUUGGAAGAUUGUGCCCAAAAAGGGGGAAAUGAAGUUGAGGGACGCUGCAGCGCACGCCUGAUCCGGGCCCGGCGAGGCGAAAGACCGACCCGUUAUCGGAACCCUCGGAAGGACGGCUUCCCCGCUGGGAUCGUGGGUGCAGAGGGAGCGUCCAUGCUGAUGCGGAGCUCCUGCCCUGAGCCAGGAGAGGGAGGCCCUGCCCCGCGGACCCGGAGCCCUCGCCCCUGCUGCCGCCGCCCACCCCUGCGCCGCCGGCCAUGCUGCACCAGGCGGCCUUCCUGCUGCACUGCCUCCCACUGGUGGUGGGGCAGUACGACGUCUGCAAGUCCUGGGUCACCACCGACGAGGGCCCCACCUGGGAGUUCUACGCCUGCCAGCCCCGGGCCGGGCCCCUGAAGGACUACGCCACCGUCCGCGUCCAGCCCCCGGGCAUCACCUGCGGGGACCCCCCGGAGAGGUUCUGCACCCAUGAGAACCCGUACCUGUGCAGCGACGAGUGCGACGCCUCCAACCCGGACCUGGCGCACCCGCCGAAGCUGAUGUUCGACAAGGAGGACGAGGGCCUGGCCACGUACUGGCAGAGCGUGACCUGGAGCCGCUACCCGGAGCCGCUGCUGGCCAACAUCACGCUCUCCUGGAACAAGAGUGUGGAGCUGACCGACGACAUCGUGGUGACCUUCGAGUACGGGCGGCCCACCAUGAUGCUGCUGGAGAAGUCUCUGGACAACGGCCGGACGUGGCACCCGUACCAGUACUACGCCGACGACUGCAACGAGGCCUUCGGGAUGCAGGCCCGCCGGGUCCGGGACCUCUCGGCCUCCUCGGCCAACCGGGUCCUCUGCACCGAGGACUACUCCCGCUGGGCCGGCUCCAAGAAGGAGAAGGACGUCCGCUUCGAGGUGCGCGACCGCUUCGCCAUCUUCGCCGGGCCCGACCUGCGCAACAUGGACAACCUCUACGCCCGGCUGGAGAGCGCCAAGGGCCUCAAGGACUUCUUCACCCUGACGGACCUGCGGCUGCGGCUCCUGCGCCCCGCCCUGGGCGGCACCUACGUCCAGAGGGACAACCUCUACAAGUACUUCUACGCCGUCUCCAACAUCGAAGUCACCGCCAGGUGCAAAUGCAACCUGCACGCCAACCAGUGCACCUUCCGGGAAGGCAGCCUCCAGUGCGAGUGCGAGCACAACACCACGGGCCAGGACUGCGGCCGCUGCAAGAAGAACUUCCGCAGCAAGUCCUGGAGGGCCGGCUCCUACCUCCCGCGCCCCAACGGCUCCCCAAACAUCUGUGCGGCUCCGAACUUCGGCACGUCUCCCAAGGCCUCCAAACUCAUCCGGCUCAAAUCCGGCUCCGUCCCAGUGGCUCCCAUUGAGACCUUCAAAGACUGCGAGUGCUACGGCCACUCCAACCGGUGCAGCUUCAUCGACUUCCUCAACCUGGUGACCUGCAUCAGCUGCAAGCACAACACGCGGGGACAGCACUGCCAGCACUGCCGCCUGGGCUUCUACCGCAACAGCUCCGCCGAGCUGGACGACGAGAACGUCUGCAUCGACUGCAACUGCAACCGCGUGGGCUCCGUGGCCAACCGCUGCAACGAGACCGGCUACUGUGACUGCAGGGACUUUGUCACCGGCCCGAAAUGCGACGAAUGCGCCUCCGGCUACUACUGGCGACAGGGAUGCCUGCCCAACGUCUGUGACGACGAGCUGCUCCUCUGCCAGAACGGGGGCACCUGCUCCGCCAACCAGCGCUGCCUCUGCCCGCCGGGCUUCAAGGGUGUCCUCUGCGAACAGGCCAAGUGCGAGGGGGAGAACCAGGACUGUGACGCCACCGGGCCCCGCCUGGCCCUCAGCCCUUGCGCCGCCCUCCUCGGCGCCCUGGGCCUCCACCUCAGACACGCCAUGGACCUCUGAGGCCGGGCCCACACACCCCGAUGGGGGGAACGAGAGGCCGAACGUGUGGAAGCAAGAGGGUCCUUCCAAGGGCCCCGCUCUCCCUCCUUCCGGGGUCCCCGUCUUCGAGGACGGCCGCCACCGGAGAGCGCUCCAUGGACCGGCGAUGGCUUCCUCCUCUAUCGAUCGAUAAGAGUCUGCCAAAAAAGAAAAGAAAAGCGUGGCGCCAAUCUCCGGCGUCGAGCUGCGCAGCUGUUUUUCUCCGAGUCUCUUUUCCGUUCGUUACUUUCUGAAGCCGCCGCCGCCGUCCCUGCGGAGAUGGCCGGCCGAGGAACUCGGUGGACUCUGUCCGUCCCACCGGCCGAACCCUGGCGUUAUACUGUUGCCUACAAAUCGAGUUGCUGAAUUUUAUUAAGUUUUUGUACGGUCUUUUUUUCCUUCCUCUCCUCGGUUUCUAUUUCUUCGGUUGUCGGGAGUUCUUUUGUUCCUUUCCUCGGGACAGGACGAGGCCGCUUUGUAACGCGCUGCCCAGGCUUUACGGUUUCAAGAUCCCGCCUCCCUUUUUUUAAGUAGAGGAUUAUCUUACUUUGGUGAUAAAUGUCCUCAAAGGAUAACGAAACAAACCACCACCAACGCCGCCACUCACUAGAGAGAAGUUUUGCCGUAAGCAUUAAGAUGUAAUAAUCCCCACGACAGUAAAGCAACCUACUCAUGG
Anolis carolinensis (green anole) is the source of this 3465-nucleotide messenger RNA. RefSeq names its product netrin G2 (gene ntng2). Gene Ontology annotation, cellular component: basement membrane. The record is from RefSeq and is a predicted model, not a curated record. The transcript has 9 exons. Lineage: Eukaryota; Metazoa; Chordata; Lepidosauria; Squamata; Anolidae. The coding region runs from base 1116 to 2771 and encodes 551 amino acids. Gene Ontology annotation, biological process: tissue development; substrate adhesion-dependent cell spreading; animal organ morphogenesis.